UUGUUUGAAAUCCAUGUUUGCUGCUGGCGCUUGAUCGGCGACAGUAUGUAAUUAAAUGGCUUGCCGCGUACUCUCCUGUAGUUUCUUCUGUGAAAGUCGUCGAAGACUUGGGCGAAUUCCACCUCCCUAACACCCAAUUUGAUGAGCUUCUCCGUCCGAGCUUUAUCCUGGACAUACUUUUUCUUCGCCGAAGUGUUAUUUUAGUCUGAUAUGUUUUACAUUCACGCGGAUUUACAGUUUCGUAAACCAUUGUUGUCAUUGUCCCGAUUCUGUAAACUGUGCAGCAGUUGCUUGCAGCGUUAGCUGAGCUGAGCCCGCGCCCGAGUUGAAGAGUGGAGUGGAGGCUGAGCAGUGGGGCAAACACUGAGAAACUUCCUAGACAGAUGUCUUGAUUCAUGGUGUGACAGAGAAAACCAUCAGGAUUCAUUUUGGGGUUGCAGAAGAACUAACAAUUUCAGACCGGAUUUGAGGUGACCAUAGUGUCAUCACCGUCGUCAAGCUGGCGUACACAAUGGGAACCAUGGCUGGGGCACCAACGAGUGCCGAUGCCUGUCUUAGUAUCGUACACAGCCUCAUGUGCCAUCGGCAGGGGGGAGAGUCGGAAUCAUUUGCAAAGAGAGCCAUCGAAAGUUUGGUGAAAAAACUGAAAGAAAAGAGAGAUGAGCUGGACAGCCUCAUCACAGCCAUUACAACAAACGGUGCACAUCCCAGCAAAUGUGUUACAAUACAAAGGACAUUGGAUGGCAGGUUACAGGUUGCUGGGAGAAAGGGUUUUCCACAUGUGAUCUAUGCCAGGAUAUGGAGAUGGCCAGACUUGCACAAAAAUGAACUAAAGCACCUGAAAUUUUGCCAGUAUGCAUUUGAUCUCAAAUGUGACAGCGUGUGUGUAAAUGCAUAUCACUAUGAGCGAAUUGUGUCACCUGGUAUUGAUCUGACUGGGCUCACAUUACAACACACAGCCGGUCCUCCACGUGUGGUUAAAGACGAGUUUGGUGGAGAAUGUAUUCAGGUGGAGCAGAACAUAUCACACCCUCCUGGCAUGAGCAAUGGAGGACUACAGAACAUCGGGCACCCCGCUGUACCCCUUGGCCCACCCCACGGUCCUCCCCAUGGACCACCACACCCAUCAUCCCAUGGUGCACCUGGGCCUUCCGCAGCCGGGCUGAAUGACUUCAACCGUAUGCUGGCACAUCAACAAGCUACCGGUCAAGUUCCUCCGCCCGUCUCCAUGCCCCCACAUUCCAUGGGUAUGCCUUCCAUUCCCUUACCAGCCCAUCAGCAGCCGCCCCCCUUCUCUGCUCCCGGUCCCUCUCAAGUCCUCUCUUCACCCCCAGCUCCUGCUCCGCCGGCCCUCUCUGCUCCCCCUCCGGCCCAGCCUCCUCCUGUCAUGCACACCAGUCAUCCAUCUGUUGUUCCACAAGGUGCUCCUCUGGCUCCAGGUCCUAGUUCAUCCGGUGGUCCAGGUCCGUCAGGAGGUCCCCCGCCUCCAUCUCAACAAGCCCCCAGUCAAGGAGGACCACCAUCAGCACCUCCCAUGCAGCAACAGACCUCUCAGGGUCCCACAUCACCUGUACCAAACAUGACCUCUUCAUCCUUCCAAAGAAGUAAUUCAGAGUCGUGGGGAGGUGCAGGUUCCAGCGGGAGUACCCUCAACUACCGUCAAGGUGUCAAUCCUCAAGGCGUGAGCGGACAGAAUCAGUUUCAUGGUUACCAGAUGCCCAAGGACAAUGCAGUGGAACCACCCCUAUCAACUCAACCAGCUCCAGAGUAUUGGUGUUCAAUAGCCUACUUUGAGCUUGACACGCAAGUCGGUGAGAUCUUCAAGAUUCAGUCCUCGUGUCCCACAGUGAAGGUGGAUGGCUAUGUGGAUCCCUCUAGGAUGGACAGGUUUUGCUUAGGACAAUUAUCCAAUGUACAUAGAACAGAGAGCAGUGAGAAAGCAAGACUUCAUAUCGGUAAGGGUGUCCAGCUAGAGCUUAAAGGAGAAGGGGAUGUCUGGGUAAGAUGUCUAAGUGACCAUGCUGUCUUCGUUCAGAGCUACUACUUAGACAGGGAAGCCGGCAGAGCACCGGGUGAUGCUGUUCAUAAGAUAUAUCCUACAGCAUAUAUCAAGGUAUUUGAUCUGAAGCAGUGUUAUGCUCAGAUGAAAUCCCAAGCAGCCACAGCCCAGGCAGCAGCAGCAGCUCAGGCAGCGGCUGUAGCAGGACACGUUCCUGGCCCAUCAUCGGUAGGAGGAAUAGCACCUGCAGUCCGUUACUCGGCUGCAGCAGGCAUUGGAGUGGAUGACCUGAGACGUCUGUGUAUCUUACGUAUGAGCUUUGUGAAGGGAUGGGGACCGGACUACCCCCGACAGAGCAUCAAGGAGACGCCAUGUUGGAUCGAGAUUCAUCUUCAUAGAGCGCUUCAACUCCUGGAUGAGGUUCUGCACACGAUGCCCCUCAUGGAACCGCAUCCCCUUGACUGAGCCAUCUCAUUGCCUACCAUGGCAACAAGCUUUAUAUUGGACUUGUAUAGUGAGGAGGAUGAUUUACACGGGCGGUACAUAAGACUAGACGAAAAGAGGCUGGAAUUAUUUACAGUAUCACUUGUGCCAUUCACUGCAGUCGAAGGAAAGACAUGGACUCUUCAGGAGGCUAUGAAAGAAGCUUUACGAAGGAGCUCCUUUGGAAUGUCUGGAGCUGUAGCAUGUUUCAUCAGACCAUAUUAUAGUUUGGAGGUUCAGAUGAUAACAUUAUUUGACUGUGGAACCUUUUGGAACGUCGCGAGAAACACUAGGUCUGUAUUGAACCUAGUCAAUGAAACCAAAGGAGCAAUGGUGCUAUAUCUGCUGGAAGUUCAUGAGGCUCUCUGUUUGAGCUUAUGGAAGAGAUCAAACAGAAAUGCAUCUGGUCGAGCAUCAAUGAAUAGUGAAAUGCAUGAAAUUAUCUUAUUUAACUCAUUUAUCAUACCAAUCAGAUAUUAGAAGUGAGUUAUGGAGAAUGAGGGAGGAAAAAACCCCAAAACAUUUAGACUCAUUUUCAUAAACAGUGGAGAGACAAACAGAGACAGAGAGAGUGUGUGUGAGUGAGAGAGAGAGACCGAUUGGGAAAGACAGGGAGAGAGCAGUCAGGUAGAUUGUAAUUGCACAUCAAAAAAGGAGAGAGAGAGAGAGAGAGAGUGAGACAAAGAGAGGGAGAGAGAGGAGAGGGGGUGCGGUGGUAGAAAGACACACACACAGACAGACAUUAUGAGAGAGCUGGGUAUGAGAGAAAACAGAGGCAGUACAACAUUUCAUAAAUAAGAAGGCCAUAUUAAAUAAAUCUGGUUUUUGUGAGCAUAUCAUCAUACCGUGUGUCAUAUAUUGUUUGGAAAAUGAAGAAAAUAAACAAAUUGAUUGUGUGCUUUACUUAUUGAUGAUUACAGGUAUGAUAAUUUGCACAUCUCACCACCAGAGCCAAAGAUGCCAAAACCUGGCCUUGAACAAUUUUACAACGGUUAUUUCCUCUUGUGAGGUGCAAUAUAAACAUAGAGGGUUACAUUGUAACUUAAUUAGCAAUAAAUACAAUUAAGAUGAACUAAACUGGUGUGAUCAAAACUGUAAAUUCUUUCUUUUUUUCUACUCUGGUCUAGUCGUUUGGCAUGUUGAACAAAAAAAACCUAGGCCUGAAAAACAGAACCUUGCCUCCUUUCUAUCUUUGGAAGCACUCUUGUGGUCAGCUAUCAAUGAAAUGCAUCCCUGAACAUUUGUACUUAUAUGGAAAUAAUUGUGAAUAUUGUAUUAUAUGGAUAUUUUUUAGUUGCUAUCAUAUUUGUUUUUUUCUGGUCAUAUUUUGUUUCUUUUUACAGACUGUUGAAUUUUGAGUAGUACUAUUACUGAAAAUACCCUUCAAGCUUUCUGUUGAUGUAAAUACAUGUACUUUGUUUUGUCUAUGUCUUCCAUGAACAUCAUGCUAUUGAAUGAUCAGGUGAUUUCAUGGGGAGACAUCGUCUUCUGAAAAAAACUGCUUCAAAAAGUCUUGGGGGAUGUAAAUAUUAUAAAUCUCCUUCAUAAUGAGUUUUACUUGUAAAUAACCUUGUUUACAUUUAUCGUGAUUUAGCAGAAAUAUUGUAUGAACACUGUCUUCGAUCUAAAUUGGCACUUUUCUGCGAUCACUUCCGAUUUUGACAAGUGUUGAUUUAAAGAUGGCUUCCCGGUUAAUGCUGCCUAUACACUUGCAUCGUUACGAGAUGUCAGAUGUGUAUGCAAGAAUGGAAUUUUGUGUAAUGGAAUGCGAAUCUAUCAUUAUUGUAUCAACACCAUUGAAUUUACGCCAGAUUUUGAAAUGUUUAUAUAUUCCAGUUUCUACAAGGGUCAGGAUUAUGAAGGGCAUGAAUUGUUCAUAAUUCAAUGAAAACGAAAAUAUGGUAGGAAGUCAAGUAAGGAUAAUAUUGCUUGUCAUUUUUGAUUACCUAUCAAUGGCUAUCAUGUAACCUGUUUGAUAAUAUAUAUUUUUUUGACCAAUACAUGAAAGUUUGUGUUGGCUUUUUUAGAGUUUGGUAUAUUUGAGUGAUACCAGUUUGAAUCAUGUAACAUUUUCUUCAAAAAAAGUUGUGAGCAAAUAAUACAGUUAUAUUAAGUAUUUGAACAAAAUACAAUGUGCUUGUGCGUGUCUAGAACAUCAUGUAAUUUCCAUAAUUAACACUCUUAUCUGAAAUAUGUAAGAAAUUGAUUUUUUUUUCUUCAAAUGAAUAAUGAAGUAUUUCUGUUUGUGCUUUCUUAAGUGCAUCCUAUGAAUUCCUUCAGCUUUAGUGUUUGUGAAGUUCAAGAAGAGUUCUAUGUUUUAAACUAAUUAUCUGCAACUUUUUUCUUUUGUAUGAGUUAUUGAAAGAAGAAGUCACACACAAUGUGAGUGUGUUGCCUAUCUACAUUAUAUGCUGAUCAUUUGUAGAGCAAUGUUUAAAAUACAAGAACAAAUAUCAUGUAUUCAAAUAAUUUGUGUUACCGUGAGAUUUUGUUCACAAUGACUUGUUAUACUUUCCAGAUUCAACAGAAUUUGUAUGCAUGCAAAGAUUAUGGAGAAAAAAAACAAAAGGAAGAGGGAACUGUAUUGAUUUUUUAAUCAAUUUCAAGUUUAUGCAUACUGAUUUACACCCGAACCCAUUCAUUGCUAGAGGGAUAUAUAACAGCAGUGGAAUUUUCAGCAAAUUACACAAUGAAUUUGUAUUGAAGGCACUUUACUUUCGCCUCUCUUACAUGUGUAUGUUAAAAACUCAAAUAUUAAACUGAUGACGACGAUAAUGAUGAUGUAGGACACGGUUUAGUCCUUCUGAGAUCUGACUUUCAUGCACAACUCAAUCUCUUCUCUUAUAAACAUCCAUUCUCCCUCUUUUUUUUUAAUUUGUUCUAUUUAAAGGUCAAAGAAUUUUCAUUGAAACUGAAAGUGCACAAUGUAAGUGCAAGAAUGUGAAUGAUUGUCUUUUUCUUCUUCAAUUCACAGUUGCUUGUCAGCUGUAGGCAUGUUCCUUACGAUUUUCAUUGCCAUUUUCUCAUGAAGUUAAAAGGGCAUUGAACUUUUAUUGAAUCUUUUAAUUGCGAGAGAGAAUUAAAUCUGAUUAUACUUGAUCUGAUAGAAGUCUAAUCAUAAGGCAUAUUUAAUAGAUAGAAUGCAAGGCCAAAUGUUUGGACAAAACAACCCAGAAUAUAUGGAGCUUUCUAAAAAAAAAAAUGGUUGUUCUUGGGUGAAUCAUUGGGAACAGUAUUAUGAGUAGCUUGUUUAAAAGUACAUAAAAGUAAAACAUUGGUGGGGUUGUACACAAAUAUUUUGAGAAAUGUUGCCCUUUUGCAAAGUGUCGUGGAAACACAGUGUAUGUAUCCAUAUAAUAUGGGAGUUCUGUAUUCCAAUAUUAUCACUUGCCAUAAGUUAAAUACUCAUAAAGCCACAUCAGAUGAGGAAAAGAGGAGCAGGAAAUUGUAAAAUUUUCCAUAUUGCACAUAAAUAUGUACAGCCUGACCAUUUUGAUCAUGACCACAUUGUUAAGGCCAUCGUUGAUUGAUGACGUUUUCUUUUAUGUAAUGCCAUGAAUUUGUUAGGUAACUUAUUGUACACACGUAAUGUCUCACUUGUAUCAUGUAAAGUGGUGUGUAAGUGUAUCGUUUGAUCAGUGCAUAAUAAAUUCAUGAGUUGCUAUUGAAUCAUAAGAAAA
Molecule: messenger RNA, 6162 nt
Organism: Strongylocentrotus purpuratus (purple sea urchin)
Lineage: Eukaryota; Metazoa; Echinodermata; Echinoidea; Camarodonta; Strongylocentrotidae
Product: mothers against decapentaplegic homolog 4-like
Exons: 13
Coding region: 512-2464 (650 amino acids)
Biological process (GO): cell differentiation; SMAD protein signal transduction; anatomical structure morphogenesis
Cellular component (GO): heteromeric SMAD protein complex
Molecular function (GO): DNA-binding transcription factor activity, RNA polymerase II-specific; RNA polymerase II cis-regulatory region sequence-specific DNA binding; I-SMAD binding
Source: RefSeq, a predicted model, not a curated record